UCCUAGCAUCCCAGCCCCAGCGACUGAAUUGCUGCCUUUAAAAAAAAUAAUAAUUUAAAUUAAAGAAAGGUAAAAUAGGAAGGAAACUGGCUUGUGGAUGCUGUGGGGUGGGAGGCAGCGCUGCUCUGGUCCUUAGCAAAGUUCACUUGUGUUUAGACUCCUAGAUCCCAAAGCCAGAAGGGACCAUUGCAAUCCGCUGGUCUGACCUCCUGUGUCUCACCGGCCCAGAACUCCUGGAGCAGAGCUGCUAAACUGAGUCUGGAUGUUUUUCUAAUACUUGCCAGUGACGGAGAAUCCACCCCCACCCUUGAAGGGUUAAUUACCCUCACUCUGAAAAAUGGUGUCCUUGGCAGGUUUUCCACCCCUCUCCUCAUUCUCGUGGCUCUUCUCUGACCCCUCCCCAAUUUAUCAGCAUCCUCCCUGAACUGUGGCCACCAGCCCUGGACACGGGAUUCCCGCAGCGGGGCACCAGGGCCCCACACGGUACAAGAACCUCUCUGCUCCUCCUCGAGAUUCCCGUUUAUGCACCCCAGGGUCCGACUCUCUCAGCCUCGCACUGGGCGCUCAGGUUCAGCUGAUCUCGCCCCCCCCCCCACCCCCGAAUCAUUUUCAGAGUCCCGGCCCCCCGGGAUCGAGUCCCCUCUCCUGUAGGUACGGCCGGCGUUCUUUGUUCCUAGGUGUACCCAGCGGACGCCUCAGCCUGCCGGUAAAGAAGGGGUGUUUCUCUCUCGCUCAGUACGGGCUCUGUGUCUUAGGGGCAGUUCCUGCUAGCCUGGCUGAUUUCCAGCGUGGCCUGGUGAGGUCCCUUUCCAGGCAGGCCGCGGCUCCUGUGGGCCCCGGGAACGGGGUGGCCGGGCAGGCGAACGAGAAGGAAGAUGUAGUUCCAAACCAACGGCAGAGACAUUGCUCCGCGUGAAACGCUCCUGGAGCAGCGCAGCCCCAGAGGACUGGUGCCUUGGCGGGAGCCGCCCCAGAGCUCGGCGCACAUGCAUGCCCGCCAGUGCCCAGAAGAUGACCAGGCUGCUCCUGGGGGUGACCCUGGAGAGGAUCUGCAAGGCCGUGUUGCUGCUAUGCCUGCUGCACUUCGUCAUCAUCGUGAUUCUCUACUUCGACGUCUACGCCCAGCACCUGGACUUCUUCAGCCACUUCAGUGGCAGGAACGUCUCCCGGGCCCAGCCCUCCUCCAGCUCCUCCCGGCCCAACGGCACCGCCCCCAGCUGUGGGCCGGCCGGUGCUGACCCAGCCUCCAGCGCCAACCACUCCGGCACCGAGAAGCCCUUACUGCCCUGCCAGGAGGUGCCGCCUGGCUUAGUUGGCCGGCUCCUCAUCGAGUUCAGCUCGCCCAUGAGCAUGGAGCGGGUGCAGCGGGAGAACCCAGACGUGAGGGAGGGUGGCAAGUACGUGCCCCCAGACUGCCAGCCCCGCCAGAAGGUCGCCAUCCUCAUCCCCUUCCGCCACCGGGAGCACCACCUGCGGUACUGGCUGCAUUACCUGCACCCCAUCCUGCGCCGGCAGAAGGUUGCCUACGGCAUCUACAUCAUCAACCAGUACGGCGAGGACACCUUCAACCGGGCCAAGCUGCUCAACGUGGGCUUCCUGGAGGCCCUGAAGGACGAGGACGACUACGACUGCUUCGUCUUCAGCGACGUGGACCUGGUCCCCAUGGACGACCGCAACUUGUACCGCUGCUACGAGCAGCCGCGGCACUUCGCCAUCGCCAUGGACAAGUUCAGCUUCAGGCUGCCAUACGCUGGCUACUUCGGGGGCGUCUCAGGCCUGAGCAGGUCCCAGUUCCUGAAGAUCAACGGCUUCCCCAAUGAGUACUGGGGCUGGGGAGGCGAGGAUGACGACAUCUUUAACCGGUGGGUGACCCCCGGUGCUGCGUGCCAGGUCCCUUGGAUCUCUCUGAACGGCAUGAAGGUGUCGCGCCCCGACGCCCGCAUCGGGAGGUACCGCAUGAUCAAACAUGAGCGCGACAAACACAACGAGCCCAACCCACAGAGGUUCACCAAGAUCCAGAACACCAAGGUGACGAUGAAACGGGACGGCAUCAGUUCCCUGCAGUACCGGCUGGUGGAGGUGACGCGCCGGCCCAUGUACACGAACGUCACGGUGGACAUCGGCAAGCCGCCCCCACGCCCAGCCCGGGGCUAGCACCUUCCCCCAGCCCACGGGAGCUGGCCGUGCCCUGGCAGGGGAGGCUCUGUGCCCUGGGCUGGCUGGAUGCGGAGCCGCCUUGCCCUGGCCCAGGGGUGCGGAUCGAACCGGGACGUGUUCGGCCCACGCUGUCUGCCUUCUGGAUGUGGCUGCGCCUCAGACUCCCCCCUCACAGCGCGGUGGUUAGCCCUGCCCCGCGGGCCGGGGACAAUGCAGCAGCCCCCCCACUCUCCAAAACGGCCCCAGCCAGGGGCUUGUGAGAGCUUCAGGCUCUGGCUAACAAACCCCAGCCCUUGACGAGGAGAUCCAAGCACUGAACUCCGUCUGCAGCUUCCUCGGGACCGGGCAUGCUCUGCGCUGUGGUCCUGGCCGGGCGUGUCACCCGCAGGGUCCAUCGCUGCCCCAACCGGCUCAGUCUGGGCCAGCGGCAGAAGGGGCUCUGUGCCCUGCGUGUUCAGUUCUAGCUGGGCCAGGGCUCGUUUCUGUGGGUGCUCGCAGGGCUCCUGUGGGGCAGUGUGACUGGGAGAGGGGCCAGUGCCCUCCGCCUGGCCCCGUCAGGCUCCCUGCCACCUGCUCCCCCUCCUGCCCUGCCCUGUGGAUGCUUUGCUCCCAGCAGGGCACAGGGCUCUGAGCACAGACGCAGCCCCUCUCGCUGUCUUCCUCAGCCGUGUCAGCUAGUGCUUACAGCCCAGGCCAGGACACCUGGGUCCUAAUCUCAGCUCUGCCCCAGGGGCAGACCUUGGGCAAGUUUUGUGCCUCAGUUUCCCCCAUACCAGGGGCUCAUGGGCUGGCCCCUCCCGCACGCUGUGGCUGUGUGUGUGGGUGUACUGUAUCCCUGAGAGGCUUCAAAGGGACUAUUCCCAUCCUGGCCCUGCCGAUGGGCUGCGCUGAGGGUGUCACAAAGCGGGGGAGCCCUUCUCUGCCCCCCUCACUCCCUACAACCCCCCUGUGCGGAUGCUCCACUUAGCGGGGGAAGGCGUCUCGCAGCCUGGGGAGGUGGGUCACACCAAAAUGGCUGCUUCUGGAAGGAAGGUUGGUGGCUCUGUGGAUAUCCCCAGCUGUGGGCGGGGGCGCAAUGCAAGCCUAGACCCAGCCCCUCGCUCGCUGUCCCCUGGUGCUUCCUGCCAGGCAGCCCUGUGCCUCCCCCGCCCGCCGACUCCAGCCGCGCCUGGUGCUGCACCCACCCAAGGGCCCUUUUUCCAGCACAGAACACUGCAGCCCAGCUCUUCUCUAGGGCCGGGCCCUCAGCAGGGGGCGGACAUGAUCUCCAGAACUAGUUUGCCUGGUGCCCUAGGAAGGGGAGGGCUCCUUGGUGGGGAUGGGCACUGCUGGCCCUGGGGGGCAGGAGCUGGUGGUGGGGCAGAGCCCUGGGGGUUCCCUCCCUCUCUCCAGCCCAGGGCCAUUGCACUGGCAUGGAGCUCUAUGUAUAGUUUAACCUGUCCACCCCCCCUCCCCAAGACAUGGCCCCAUCCCUCGCUGCCUGUCCCGGCUGGGCCCCAAGCCUGAUGCGUGCGAGAACACUGCCAGGGGGCAAGGAACCAGCACCACCUUGACUGCCAGGAAGUGGGGGGCACAGCAUCCUGCCACCCCCCCUCCCUUGUACUGCUGCCCCCCAAGCCCUGCCAUGUACCACUGCUCCCCGCCCCCCCCAUUCUGAGCCCCCGAGUCAUGGCCUGGUCCCAGCCCUGCCCUGGAGCGAUGAGAGAGAAGCAACCAGUGCCUGGGUGGGGCGACUGCCCCUGCCCCCAGCGGUGAUGUUCCCUCUGCACGCUGGGGGGCAGGGAAGGCGGCGGGCAGCACGCCCAGGCCAGGGACACCGCUGUCUUCUGUCCGUUUGAAUGUUUGACCGGUUUUGAGCGUAUCCCGAAUGCAGCCUUUGGUCCCAGCGACCAGACUUUUGUAUUUAAUAAAGUUUCAAAAAUUCA
Molecule: messenger RNA, 4082 nt
Organism: Chelonia mydas (Green sea turtle)
Lineage: Eukaryota; Metazoa; Chordata; Testudines; Cheloniidae
Gene: B4GALT2
Product: beta-1,4-galactosyltransferase 2
Exons: 7
Coding region: 991-2154 (387 amino acids)
Biological process (GO): carbohydrate metabolic process
Molecular function (GO): glycosyltransferase activity
Source: RefSeq, a predicted model, not a curated record